This is a messenger RNA of Coturnix japonica (Japanese quail), 2719 nucleotides long. It is a transcript of the gene LRRC14B, whose product is annotated as leucine rich repeat containing 14B. Lineage: Eukaryota; Metazoa; Chordata; Aves; Galliformes; Phasianidae. Gene Ontology annotation, cellular component: cytoplasm. The record is from RefSeq and is a predicted model, not a curated record.
UUAAACCCAGAAGUCACCCUCUGUAACAGCAAGAGGUUCAAAGAAACAAUGAAGUCUCUCCAGUUCCUUAGUGCUGAAGCAUUCGUGUCCGAUGCAGAGUUUGCAAGGAAGAAUCUUGGCAGUGUUGCUCAUAAUCUUUUUCCUCUUCUUUUUAAAGCCAGCUAUUUACUGGAGCGAAAGGAAGUGAUUCAUGACUUGGUAGAGACCUGGCCACUUUCUGACUUUAAUAUAGGAAAACUUCUGGGAACUACUGUGGACUACCAGGAAGAUCUGAGCCAUAGAAGAUGUUCAGAGUGCUUGGAGAGCUGUUUAACAGGGCUGAGAGACUAUGUGCUAAAUCAUCCUUCUCCCUGUGUGAAAAGGUUGAAAGUGGUGGAUCUAACAGGUAUAAAAGACGUUGAAGUUCAGCUUUGUGAAUGUAAGAAGACAAUGGGGAGGUGGGCCAGGACAAAGCUGGUCUCAAAGCUUUGUCUAGAAGUGCUGGUCCACCUGCAACAAAUGCAAUGCAAGCCAUGUACCUUUGAAAUCAGUAUUGAUCUGCUAAUAGACUUGUUUGUUACAGAACGUAACUAUGAGCUGGUAGUGCAGGCCCUGCUGCAGAAGCGUUAUUGUCCUCUGAAGAUCUGCUGUGUGGCAUUUAGAGCUGACAACCUGGCUUUGCAGAAAUUCUUCUAUAUCAUAAAGCUCGCUGAUCCCUCUUCGUUGCGCAAACUGGAAGUAGUUCACAAUGUUCGCUUGGAAAUGGAACACUUGGAAAUACUCUUCAACAGUAUUCACUUCCCUCUACUGAUGUCUUUGACCUUGCCAGCUCGAACAUUUAAUGUGCGGAGGUUCACAGCUGCAGAUGAACUGAUGCUUACUACCAUUGGAGAAAAAAUGGGUGAAAUGACGCAACUGACUGAGCUCAGUCUGGCAUUUUCUAUACUCACAGGAAGAAUACAGAAACUGCUCAGCCCACUAAAAACUCCACUGAAGAUGCUGGAUGUUUCUAACUGUUCAUUGAACCAUGAUGAUAUGGUCUAUUUGGCCAACAGCAUCCAUUCUUAUCACUUGGAAGCACUGGACCUGAGUGGGCACUAUAUUCCUGAACUUUAUCCAUCAACAUUCUUUAAGCUUCUUAGCCAUUCCUCUCCAGUUCUUAGGAGUCUUAUCUUGGAGGACUGUAACAUCCAGGACACUCAUGUCAACAUGUUGAUUGUAGCAUUAAGCUCUUGUCAGAAACUGCAGGAGUUUAAGUUUCUUGGAAAUCCAUUGUCAUCCCAAGCACUAAAACACCUUUUCACAUUUCUCUGUGAGCUGCCAGAGCUGAAAAAUGUGGAGUUUCCAGUUCCAAAGGACUGUUACCCUCUUGACAUCACCUACCCAAUUGAUGAUGCCCGUCUCUGCAAAUUUGAUCAUCAAAAAUAUGACAGUAUAGCAGAGGAGCUUAAAUUCAUUUUACUCCAAGCAAAUCGGGAGGAUGUGAAAGCUUCAACUCCGCUCUUUGGCAGUUAUGAUGCAGCUGUUCAGGAGACAAAUGAUGAACUGGGAGCUUAUUUGAUCAAGUCCUUCAAAGAGACUUUAGAAAAAUUAACUACUUCUCUUAGCAAAAUGAGUUAAAUGUGUAACAUAUUUGUGAUAAUUUGGCCUGCCAAAUCAGAAGCUAGUUUAUUCUUUUCUAGUACAGCGUCCAUCAUUGAUCAGUCUUGAGUUUUCUUUAGUUUCAGGGCUGAAUUUACUGUUGUUUUUUGUAGCUUAUGAUCAUCAGAGGUUUUUUAACUAUUCUACUGCAUACCAUUUAUGUAAAUAUAGUUUGUUCUCAAAAGAGGGAAAAACCCUCAAUAGAUUAUUAUUUUACACAAAAAAGCAUUUUGUUUCUUAGUAAAACAAGGUGUCUGCAAUUGGCUACUUUCUUCUACAGUUUUCUCCAGAUUUGGGAAUGAGGCUUGUAACUAAAUAGAAAAGACAGGAAAGUCUUUUCCCAAGUCUAGCAGGAUCCCUCAAUGACUGUGUAUAUUCUUCUGCUGGGGGCCCAGCCCUGGAUGCUUGAGACUUGGGCCUCACAGGAGCUGAGUAGAGAGGGACAAUCACCUCCCUCUCCCUACUCGCCACUCUUUUUUUAAUGCAGACCAGGUGGAAAAAGGGUCUGACCACUUGGGAAUAAUAUAGGAAUGUUGUCAUGGCCUGCAGGGAUGUGAUGAGGAAAGCUAAAGCCACCUGGAAUUGAAUCUGCCUAAAGUGAUAACGGAUAAUAAAAAAGGCUUUUUAAAGUAAGUUAACAGCAAAAGGAAGACUAGGGAGAACGAGGGUCCCCUACUAAGUGAGGGGGGUGUUCUUGUAACAGGGGGAUGCUGAGAAGGCAGAGUUACUGAAUACCUCCUUUGCUUCUGUCUUCAGUGGAAAAGCUCUCCCUCAGGAAUCCCAGAUACCAGAGGUUAGUGAGAGGGUCUGGGGAAUGGGAGACUUCCCUUUAGUCAAGGAAGUGGUGGUCUGUGAGUGCCUAGGCAACACCAAUGUUCAUAAAUCCAUGGAACCCAAUGGGGUACAUCCAUGGGUGCUGAGGGAGCUGGCAGAGGUGAUUGCUGAACUGCUCUCCAUCAUCUUUGAGAGGUCUUGGAGAAUGGGAGAGAUCCCUGAAGACUGUAGGAUAGCCAGUGUCACUCUGGUCUUCAAAAAGGGCAAGAAGGAAGAUCUGGGUAAUAACAGGCCAGUCAGCCUCACCUCUGUCCCUGCAAAGGUG